GUCACCGCGUCUCUCAGUAAACGCAGCCGUGUACCGGACAGUUUUCCAGACAUUACCGAACAACGACUAAUGUGUUUCAGAGAUAAAGAUGGCCUCUCCUCAGCCUGGCAGCCCACCUCCUGCAGAGCAGAUAAAACAGGAUAAAGAGAGCCUGGAAGAUGAGGCAGAGUCAGAGGACCAGCCUGUGAAGAAACGUGGUCGAGGAAGGCCUCCAAAAGCCAAAGCUCCCUUUAAAUGCUCUACAUGCCCAAAGGCUUUCAGGAUUCGAUCAGCUCUGCAGAGACAUGAGCUUGCGGCACAUGCGACGGACCAUCAGCAGCAACACACCUGCUCUCAUUGUACCAAAACCUUCACCAGCAAGGCUCAGCUCUCGAAGCAUGAGCGCACUCACUCGUCCCAGCGCCCCUUUCAGUGUCCCAACUGUCACAAGGCUUACAAGACCCCCACGGAGCUACGCAACCAUAGCCGCUCUCACACUGGGGAGAAACCGUUCAUAUGCACAGAGUGUGGGAAGGCCUUCAUGCAGGCGAUAUGCCUGAGGAUCCAUAUGACACAACACAGUGGAGACCGUCCUUACUGUUGUCGUCAGUGCUCUAAGAGCUACCCCACCCUCUCCAAACUGAAGGUGCACAUGCGCUCUCACACUGGAGAAAAGCCAUACUUCUGCGCUGAGUGUGGUAAGAGUUUUGCCGAUCCCUCUGUGUUCCGAAAACAUAGGAGGAACCACCAGGGCCAUCGGCCAUAUGCCUGUGACAAGUGUGGGAAAACGUACACAGAGUUUAAGGAUCUGAAAAACCACGAGCGCUCCCACACUGGAGAAAAGCCAUACCUGUGCUCUGACUGUGGAAAAGCCUUCUCUCGCUCCUCCUCUCUGGCCUGUCAUCAGCGUAUUCACUCCCAGAAUAAACCGUAUCAGUGUGAGCAGUGUGGCAAAUGCUUCACCCAGCUUUCCUCCUACCAGCCUCAUCUCCGCACUCACUCUGGCGAGAAGCCCUUCCUCUGUCCACAGUGUGGCAAGAUGUUUUCUGACCCGUCCAGUUUCCGUCGCCACCAGCGAGCACACUUGGGUUUCAAGCCCUAUCCCUGCGAUAAGUGCGCCAAAAGGUUCCGGCAGCCGGCUGAUCUGGCUGUGCAUGAACGUGUUCACUCUGGAGAGCGGCCUUACAAGUGCCAGAGCUGUGACAAGGCCUUUGUGGCGUCUUGGGAUUUGCGGCGCCACAUGCUUGUCCACACAGGACUCAAGCCUUUUUCUUGCACCGAGUGUGACAAGUCAUUUGCAGAGCGCUCCAGUCUCAACAAGCACCGGCGUGUGCACUCCGGAGAAAGGCCUUUCAAAUGUAAGGAGUGUCAGAAGUCAUUUGUUGUGUCCUCCAGCCUGCGCAAACAUGAGAAAACUCACCUAGCUGAACAGACUGAGCAGCAGCAGCAGCAGCAGCAACAACAACAACAACAACAGGAGACAGAAGUAGGAUCUGCUUCAGGCUUUACAACCCACACAACUCUCCCUCAGUUCUCUUGUACACAUUGUGAUGCUACAUUUGGAACCUGGGAUGAAGUUCAGACCCAUGAAAGUCUUCACUCCAUGGACGCCACCGCUCCGACUGUUACCAAACUUGUGCCGCUGUGCUCGCACGUCUGCGAAACCUGCCAGGCAGAGUUUGCACAGCUGGCAGAUUUACAGGAGCACGAGAAGCAGCAUCCCAAACCGAGGCCUCACGUCUGCACGAGCUGUGGCAAAGGCUUCCUCAACAAAUCUGGACUACGUAAACACCAGAAGAUCCACUCCACCAAUAAACCACACAGCUGUUCCCACUGUGGCAAAGCCUUUCUGUUUGCUGCCUACCUUCGCAAGCACUUACGGACUCACGGAGAUGCUUCACAACCCGCCCAACACAUCAGUGACCUACACAUUAUUCACACAGACCCACUUCCUUCCCCUCCGCCACCAAGCGAGGAUUCCCCCUCCACGGUUGAAGCCAGCACCAUUCCCCUGACGGUUCCUGUACCUGUACCUGUGUCUGCCUUUCAGACUCUGCCAGAGUACCUGGUGAAGGAGGAGGGACUUUGAAGGUUUUUUAGAACUUUGAUUCACAAAUAUUUAUCCAGUGACCUUAAAUCUUUUGUGAAGAAAAAAAAAAAAAAGCACAGACCUUUUUUGUGAGAUGUUACAUAUUUUGUCCAUAUUUAAAAACAUACAACGAUAUAAGUAGCUUAUUAAGGAACUGUUUUUUAUGUUGUAACCAAACAUACAGUAUGUCAUUACUGUAAAAUCUCACUUGAAUCAAUAGGCAAGCCCGUUUUUAUUGCAUUUUAAUCGUAGCAUGUCUUAAAGGCUUUUUCAUUUCAUUAUUAUUUUUUCAUUUGUAUAAAAUAUGUCAUUUUCCACGUCUAGAGUGGCAUUCCGAGUUGUUCCGUGGAAUCCAGUUUUUUUUGUACAAAUGAAAAUGUCUACGUGUAAAAAAGUAAAAGUGACAGUAAGAUGUUUUGCUCCCCGAUAUUAAAAACUAACCUAAUAAUGAA
Molecule: messenger RNA, 2520 nt
Organism: Solea senegalensis (Senegalese sole)
Lineage: Eukaryota; Metazoa; Chordata; Actinopteri; Pleuronectiformes; Soleidae
Gene: znf668
Product: zinc finger protein 668
Exons: 2
Coding region: 89-2068 (659 amino acids)
Source: RefSeq, a predicted model, not a curated record